UGCAAUCUUCAUCAGAUUUUUUUUGUUCAGCAAGUGUCAACAUGUAUCAGCUCUAUAAUUGCUAUUCCCUAUGUAAUUUCAAGUGAAAUUUGCCCAGGUGCUGACCUAUACAAGGUACGAACAACUUUAGUCUCUGUAGCGUUGUUUAUUUCUGGUUUAACCACAAUCAUACAAACAGAAGCUGGCAUGAGACUUGCACUUCUUCAAGGACCAUCAUACACUUUUUUGGCACCAGUGCAUAUGUAUCUUUCCCAAACCAAAUAUGUAAGAAUUAAGAAGAAUUUUUUUCAGAUUGCAGGAAGUUUAGCGGCUUCAGCAAUAAUACCAUUUUUAGCAGGAAUUACGGGUAUUGCUGGUACACUUCGAAAUUUUAUUGGGCCUAUUACAGUGAGCACAAUGUUGUUUUUAGUGAUGUAUUCAACCAUUGAAAUUAGCCUACAACGUAUAUCAAUGCACUGGAUGUCUCUCGUACAAAUUAUAUUGCUCACUGUUUCCAUACUCUUCUUGUGCAACGUUGAAUGUCCAUUACCUUCCUGGAAGAAUGGUUCUUUGAGCAUAAAGAAAUACAGAUUAUUUGAGCGUUAUUCUUACCUUAUUGCUAUUCUUAUAACUUGGGGCUGUUGCUUACUAUUAAGUAUUACAAAUGCAACAACUACAAAUAGUGCAAUUAGGCUUGAUAGAGCUGAAACAAUUACUGCACUUCAAAAUGCACCCUGGUUUCGUAUUCCAAAAUUAGGCGAAUAUGGCACACUAAAAUUCAACCUUAAUUUGUUUAUCGGUUGUGUUGUUGCUGCUUUUUUGACGGUUAUUGAAACAAUCGGAACAUAUCAUACUGCAGCAUUGGUUAGCGAGGAAACAGUGCCACCAUCUCAUGCAUUGAACCGAGGAAUGAUUGUUGAAGGCCUUGGAACUGCACUAGCAGGUCUGUUUCAUGUUGGAAGCGGUAUAUGUACGUUUGCAGCCAAUGUUGGUAUUAUGGAAACAACAAAAGUUACUCGAUCGAUGAUGGUUGUAGCUGGACUGAUACUGAUAUCUGCUGGGCUGUUCACAAAGGUUGGAGCGGUAUUAUCGGCUAUUCCGGAUCCGUUGGUAGGAGCAAUAAUUGCAAUUACUUCAGCGACGGCUGUAGGAAUUGCAUUUUCAUACAUGCAAUUGGUUGAUUUAUCGGUAGCACGAAAUAUGGCAAUAGUUGGAUGGUCAUUAGUGUUCGGCAUUAUGACACCGAAAUAUUUUACUGAAAAUUCGAUUAAUAUAGGUAAAUAG
This is a messenger RNA of Enterobius vermicularis (human pinworm), 1263 nucleotides long. NCBI's taxonomy places the organism in Eukaryota, Metazoa, Nematoda, Chromadorea, Rhabditida, Oxyuridae. The record is from the annotation of a GenBank genome assembly.